AUGGACCACACCACUAUAAAUCCAGAAGACAGACUGUUUGAUCAAACCAGCCUGGACUUCGACCAGAGCAAUUUCAUCGAAAUUCCAGAAGAAGGUUUACUCAACUUUUUGAAAGAUCUCUAUGAGCCAUUAGAUACAACUCCUCUACUCCCCUCGAUCCAGAUGGAGGAAGGUGAAGUUGAUGCUGAAAUAUUCUCUCAGGGUUAUCAGCCCAGCAGCUUGUUUGAUGAAAACCCAACUUUAGUAACGGAAGUGAAGAAAUCAUCGGAGGAUUCAUCUCCUACAGAAGUUCUAGAUGAAACUAAGAGAAGUCCUCUUUGUUCAAUGAAGAACACAAGGCCAGACAUAGAGAACAGGAAGGUCUUGAGGCUUGUCAAGAAGUUCUUCUACCAACUGUUCCUAUAUCAUAACGACAAGCUUCAAAAUAGAAGAUUCACUAAUGUCCCAUCUGGAGAGACUUUGCAGGCUCUGGAACAAUUUUCUACGGUGUAUCUUUCUCAAACUCCAACAGAAAGCAUGGCUGAGUUCUUGUUCAAGUUCCUUAACUUAAACUCGUCUGAUGCUUGACAGCUUGACUCCCAAGCAGCGAAGGAUGGCAGAAAAGGAUUUGAGUGCUCACAUAGAUAUCGAAGCUUGAAUUUCCAACGUCUGUGAAAGUCUGAGCAUUUCAGAUACUUGGUAACUUGCUUCAUCGAGUUAAGAAACACUCCUAUGCCAUCAGUAGUAGUCCUACAUAAGGGAUGGGCAUGGGAGAAUCAAUAUCACAUUGGAGUUAAGAAGUUAGAAAUGGUGCUAUCAAGAUUAUUAUACAAGGAAUUGUCUGAAUCAAUUGAGAACAGCCUCAACAAAGUGUAUCAGCAUUGAAUGAAGAUGCCAAUAACCAGUUGCUCAGACUCUAAUCAAUAAUAUGCUAAUAACA
Molecule: messenger RNA, 919 nt
Organism: Moneuplotes crassus
Lineage: Eukaryota; Ciliophora; Spirotrichea; Euplotida; Euplotidae
Source: the annotation of a GenBank genome assembly